UUCGAAGGGAGGGCGCUGUUAGAAAAGCAGUAAAAUAACCAUUAAAAUAUCACUCAUCAGUAAUAUCCGGUAUGUCCCGGAAACAUAAUCGAAUGCACCCGCACAACGCGGGAAACGUUGUGUUGGUUCAGUAGUUUCCCCUGAGGAGCCACCGACGCGCCAACCCUCAGAUUUACGCGUUUGUUCAUUAACAGGCUGUACACAUGUUCCGUUUCUUUCGUUUUCGUUAGCUGUGCUUGGAUCCAACAGACCCUGUCCUCGACCCCUUGCUCUCGUUGAAGCGUCCCCGUGUUGAAUGAAGGAAGCCGUCCGAGGAGCAGUCGGACGGUCCCCGCGUUGCUCCCUAACGUCUGCCCCUGUAGCCGUUAGCUCUGACACAAAGAGAGCAGCCCGGUUAAGCUGCCCCCCUACUCAGUUCUGUCGGAUUUAAUCACAAAGAUGGAUACGUUUCAGAAGGUGGAGAAAAUAGGCGAAGGGACGUAUGGAGUGGUAUACAAGGCUAAGAACAAAGUGACUGGAGAAACUGUUGCUCUAAAGAAAAUCAGACUGGACACGGAAACCGAGGGCGUUCCCAGCACAGCCAUCCGAGAAAUUUCACUUCUCAAAGAACUCAGUCAUCCAAACAUUGUCAAGCUGCGAGACGUCAUCCACACGGAGAACAAACUUUAUCUUGUUUUUGAGUUCCUUCACCAGGAUCUGAAAAAGUUCAUGGACUCUUCCUCAGUCACUGGCAUCCCGCUGCCUUUGGUUAAGAGUUAUCUUUUCCAGCUUCUGCAAGGCCUGGCCUUCUGCCACUCUCACAGAGUUCUUCAUCGAGACCUGAAGCCCCAGAACCUCCUUAUCAACGCCCAAGGAGAGAUCAAGCUGGCGGACUUUGGCCUGGCAAGGGCCUUCGGAGUACCUGUACGCACUUACACACAUGAGGUAGUUACACUUUGGUACAGAGCACCAGAAAUUCUCCUGGGCUGCAAAUACUACUCCACAGCUGUUGACAUCUGGAGUUUGGGGUGCAUCUUUGCUGAAAUGGUCACCAGGAGGGCGUUAUUCCCCGGUGACUCGGAGAUAGAUCAGUUAUUCAGAAUCUUCCGUACCUUGGGAACGCCGGAUGAAAACGUGUGGCCUGGAGUCACAUCAAUGCCCGACUACAAACCAUCCUUCCCCAAGUGGGCUCGGCAGGACUUGGCCAAGGUGGUGCCUCUCCUCGAUGAGGACGGCAGGGAGCUACUGGCAGAAAUGCUGAGUUAUGACCCAAAUAAGAGGAUUUCUGCCAAAAAUGCACUUGUACAUCGGUUCUUCCGGGAUGUCUCCAUGCCACUUCCUCAUCUGAGACUGUGAUUAGUGCCAAGUAUCAGGCUGGUUGAAAUCGGAGCAACGUCUAAGCAAUAAGGACCACCUGCCCUGCUUCAGUCCUGUGCCCGGAAUACACAGAGAACCUGGACAACUACUGGAGCCACAGGGUUCCUCAGUAUCUAAAAGCAGCCAUUAAGUAGCUGGAUGGAAGUUCUACUGUUAUGGUUCCAAACGUGUAACUGUCAUGUCUAAUUUUAUUGAGCAUAUUUAUGCACAGCUGGCAUAUUUGAUCUGUUAUUGAUGAUUCAAGGUGUUCUUUGAAAGAGUUCCGGUCACAGCAGUGUUUGUUAGUGAACUUCCCAGUUUACAUGUUAAAGGUAGCUCCUGGAUGUCCAAGUUCAAGUAGUUUGUUGAUUAGAGUCAAACCCAGUUGAGGAAUUUGUGGGAUUGUGCAAAUAAAGUAAUCUCUAUUGUUUGUAACCUUGAGGUGCAACUGAAACCAGACGGAGUGAUGACUCUGAGCGCAACAAGCUGGUGCUAACAGAGCAACGGAUCUCAACAGUUUUUUUGGGUUGACAUAUCUUUUCUUGCAGCUCUGAUUUAAAAUAGUCCGUUGUCGUUUUACAGAAUUAAACAUGCUGUUGCAUUGUUCUUAAGCUUUUAUUCAAACUCAAUGCACAGUUUUUAUACAUAUUGUUUAUAUCCAGUUAAAAAAAAUAAACCUGUUUAGAUACCUGCUGGUUGUGCUGGAGAUUAUCGAGGGGAAUUGUUCAUUUUGAACGAUUAGGAGACGUUCAAGAUGCUUGUGAUAAAUCUGCCAAAUAGGAUCUGAGACCGGAGUCUGUCUCUUACUGUUAAAACAAAUUAUUUUCACUUUAAGGAAAGUAAAACCUAAGCAGCUGACUGAUACUUAAAGGAUGUUAGAAAGUUUUCAAUUAACAGUUUUUGUACAAAUAUAUACCGAGCAUUAUAAUUAUUAGUACCUUGCAAAAGUACUGUUAACCCUUAAGCUUUUUUAACUUUGUCACAUUACAACUGUAAUGUAAUAGACUAGCAAUAAGUGGGACGUAGUUGUCAAAAAAUUAUACAUGGUUUUCCAAAAUGUUUUUGGACAAAUAAAAAUUAAAAAAGUGUGGUGCA
This is a messenger RNA of Girardinichthys multiradiatus, 2430 nucleotides long. RefSeq names its product cyclin-dependent kinase 2 (gene cdk2). Gene Ontology annotation, molecular function: cyclin-dependent protein serine/threonine kinase activity; cyclin binding; ATP binding. The coding region runs from base 439 to 1335 and encodes 298 amino acids. The record is from RefSeq and is a predicted model, not a curated record. The transcript is spliced from 7 exons. Gene Ontology annotation, biological process: G1/S transition of mitotic cell cycle; protein phosphorylation; regulation of G2/M transition of mitotic cell cycle. Gene Ontology annotation, cellular component: cytoplasm; cyclin-dependent protein kinase holoenzyme complex; nucleus. NCBI's taxonomy places the organism in Eukaryota, Metazoa, Chordata, Actinopteri, Cyprinodontiformes, Goodeidae.